Molecule: messenger RNA, 261 nt
Organism: Alternaria arborescens
Lineage: Eukaryota; Fungi; Ascomycota; Dothideomycetes; Pleosporales; Pleosporaceae
Exons: 2
Coding region: 1-261 (86 amino acids)
Source: RefSeq, a predicted model, not a curated record
AUGGUCCGACUUUCUAUCUUCGCGGUUAUCUUCGCCGCUGUCACUGCUGUCGCCGCCGACGGAUACUGCCAAUGCCUCUUCGCGGAUGGAUCCCACUGCUGCGUUACUCAAUACGGCAUCAGGAAGGACUGCACGGCGCGAUGCAUCGAUAACGGAAACUCAGACAAGAAGUGUAACGCUGGUGGCAAGUACUCUAACGUUGGCGGAUGGCACGCGCAGUGGCGCCGCUCCUGCACGGACUGGACCAUUGGAAACGCGUAG